Messenger RNA from Mycena indigotica, 1383 nucleotides. RefSeq lists its product as uncharacterized. The transcript has 5 exons. Bases 1 to 1383 code for a protein of 460 amino acids. Lineage: Eukaryota; Fungi; Basidiomycota; Agaricomycetes; Agaricales; Mycenaceae. The record is from RefSeq and is a predicted model, not a curated record.
AUGGCGAAGCUCAUGCGGAUGAAGGGCCCCAAUGGACUUCGCCCGUGCCGCACCUGCAAGAUCCUUGGUAUUUCCGGCGAAAAUAACACGCACUAUGUCCCCUGCUUUCGCCACGAUGGCGAGUCCUACGAUCCAUUGGAUCUCCCGCUCCGAACUCAUGAUGAGUUUAUUGAUGAUGCAGUCUCGGUCGAGAAAGCGACAACAAAUGCUGAGGCAGAGCGUCGGGCGAAGGACACCGGCAUCAACGGGCUCCCCGUUCUCGCUACCCUGUCAAGCCUUGAGUUUCCAGCAUCAACUUGCUCUCACUCUGGGGCAACUUACAAGAAGCUCGAUGUUGGGACGGGGGACUAUAUUCUUCAGCCAAAGGUGGUUGAGGACAUUGGUCGCGACUGUGUUGCUGCUGGGGAUACAACACCGACCGCCUUUGGCGCACGUGUUCCGAAUAUUGCGACACAAUUGCAUUACUUUACCGCCGAAUCUUAUACCCUCUGGACAACACUAUUGGCGCCAGUCGUUCUUCGCGGCCGUUUCCCCCACAAACGGUACUACGAUCAUUUUCUGGGCCUCGUAGAUAUCUUUAACGACUGCCUCUCCAUGUCACUGUCGCGCGAGUAUGUUGACAAUGAUUUACGAGCUCGGAUUGGAAAAUGGGUGACGGACUACGAACGGUACUAUUACCAAUACGACGAGUCCCGUCUCUCUGCAUGUCCAUUGACAAUACAUGCCUUGCUCCACAUUCCGGAUGACAUUCUAAAUGGUGGGCCGAUGUGGACAUAUUGGAAUUAUAUCACAGAGAGCUUUUCUCGACGCCUCCGCGAAAUCGCCCAGAACACCGCAAUCAAAGUCAAAUAUCAGCUUUACACUGAGCUUGACUUGUCACCAUGGCACGAGGAAGAGCUCUCGGGCCAUGUGGUGGCUGGAUAUAAUGGCAUCCGUGUUUUACGGCCGCGGGCUACUGGUCCCCUCUCAAAUCGGCUGACCACAGCUGUCAGUGAGCAUAUUCAAAACAGAUAUCGUGUAUCGCCCGCGGUUGCGUUGCAGUCCCUCCCUGAUGAUUUUACCCACUGGGGACGAAUAUCGUUCCUUGCGUCGGGGGGUGACAAGAUGCGUGGUGCGGAUUUGGUCCACCAUUCCGAGGGCUACAUGACUCGGGAUGCGUCAUUUGUUAAGGCAAGUCAUUUUCUGUACUGGACUCUUGGACUUAUUCCUUUUAGUACUCGCACGAUGUUGAUACAAAUGCUCAUCAUUCGCGCCAAGCACGAGUUGAUGAGCGACAGGUGGCCUAUGGACAACUCCUCCGCCUUCUCGAAUUCACCAUCGCUCUUCCACCUGAGUGUGACACGGCCUCCUGUCCGCUCCUUCUCGCCGCCAUUCGCCCAGUGA